ACUGGGAUUACCCGGACCUAUCCGCUCCACGUGAUCUAUUUUUUUUGCUAUGGAGAAAAUUCCGCUUGUAAUUUUGCAUUGAGCGGCGACUUGAGGUUCUCGCCAACGACUACACCGACGAUAUGCUGGUUCGCACGGCACACAGAGCAGAGACGACUUUACUGGCGUCUCGCCAGGGACUGCCUCGUCCAGCUCGUCUUUAUUCUACUCCCACCCGGCGUGUUAAUGCACCUGCACUCGCAACAAUGCCGGCGCCGCAACCUGAUUUCCCCGCCAAUCUACUGAGGGAAGCUGCUACCACUCAAUACACGAAUGAACUGGCUGGAUACCUGAAGCAGCGAACACACUAUACGUUCCUGCCCAGCGUACGCCCAAACGACAGUUCAUCACCCAGCAACAAUGAAUGGUAUGCAGACUCGGCCACGCAGGAUCUACUUGCAGUGAUGGAUGCCUGCAUACACAACCUUUACGAUGUUCCUCGAGCAAAAUCCAUAUUUGACCGUUUGCGUCGCAAAGCGGCCAAGUCAGUGUUGGAGACCCGCAUAUACAAUACCCUCCUUGAGGCAUAUACCAACAUGUCUUAUUCCACAUACGACAGCGACUAUGAAACUAGCAUGUAUUGGAUGGACACGGCUUGGGAUUUGUUCGAAAACAUUGAAAAGGGCGAGGAGGGCAUCGAAUCCAGUGCGAGCACGUAUGCGAUUAUGCUUCUUGCUUUAAAACGAUGUGGCCCUGGAUCAUCCAAGCCCAUGGACCAACUCAAUCUUCCCAAAUAUAACGAACUCCUCUCUUCCAUUAUUUCAAGGGGCCAUUCCGUUUCUGCUGUGGUCUCUGAUCGUGUAUUCACCGACUCUGAGGAAGCCGCUGCCGUCAUCAAGGAACUCUCCCAUGCCGCUGUAGAUCUCAAUAUGUCCAACAUCGUCGCUGAGUUGGGGCAGGCAGAGGCAAUUGGUACCACUUAUACGGAUAUUCGCGACAGUAUACCAGAGAUUGUCCCCGUGACGCGGAUAAAGCGCUCGGAGCCGUUGGUCGAUGGUGUCGACGAUGACUACAUGGAAGAAGGAGAACAGGAAGCUGUCGUUCCCUUUAACCUGGACAAUCUACGCCGGCAUCUUGCUCAGGUGAACUAUGCUCGACGCGUUCUUCCUGAGGAUGUGGCCGCUCGCCAAAAGCUUCUCGAAGAAUCUGUUUAUGACGUCGCCGUAGAACGAUUAAAACACGAAGCUACCGUAUUUGACAACCUUGGUAUAGGAGGAGCCUACCAAAAAUCUAUACGGAAAUGGAUGUGGGAAUGGCACGUUGCGCUACAGGAGCGGCUGAAAGAGGAGAUCAAGUCGAUACAAACAUUGGAGAAGAAGGCCAGGAACAGGCGAUUCCUCUCUCCCUACCUGACUUUGGUUCAGCCCGAGAGGCUGUCCUUGAUCACCAUUCUUGAGCUCAUGCGACUACAAGGGUCGGGCGGUGUGGCGGAGGGUAUGAAGACGACAAGAGCGCUAAUAACAUUGGGGCGCGCGGUCGAGAUGGAGUACAAGGCUCAAAUGUGCAAGAAGAACAACAUUCAAGUCCCCACCAACUUCAAGACCGACAAAGGUUUCUUCACCGGUCUUGGAUAUCAAGAUUUGAUGCAGAGGAGAGUCGUUGCAGCUCGGCAAAUGACGGAUGCAGAAGCCUGGACCUCUUCAUGGACGCAAGCGACUCGGUCUCAGGUCGGAGGAAUAUUAGUUGAUUGCUUGAUGGAGGUUUCAAAGGUCACCAGAACGGCCACUGAUAAGACAACAGGAGAAAUAAUAACGGAGGAACAGCCUGCAUUCUAUCACUCGUACGAGUACAUACGGGGUCAGAAACUGGGCGUUCUUAGGCUCAAUCCCGUUGUUGCAGAGGGCCUAGCUAAGGAUAGUCUACGGGAAACACUUCAUCCUCGCCACCUGCCUAUGCUAGUUCCUCCAAAGCCUUGGGUAGGUCCGGAAAUGGGCGGCUAUUUCUACAACCGAUCUUCUGCCAUGCGAUACAAAGACUCUGUUGAACAGCAAAGUUACAUGAAGCGUGCGUCUGAACAGGGCAACGUGGAAUUGGUUUACGCUGGGCUAGACGUUUUGGGUUCCACGCCAUGGAAGAUAAACAAGAAGAUUUUCGACGUCGUUCUUGAAGUUUGGAACGCUGGUUAUGGUUUAGGUAAAUUGCCCCCUGCAGUCUAUCCGCAUCCUGAACCCCAGCCGCCUGCGGACAACAAUAUGAAGGACCGGGCGCUGUACAUGUAUAACCUCAAGCUUUAUAACCAGGAGAAGGCCAACAACCAUUCGUCGCGAUGUAACGUCAAUUACAAGAUCGAGAUUGCUCGUGCUUUGCUGGGCGACAAGAUCUAUCAACCCCAUAACGUGGAUUUCCGUGGCCGUGCAUACCCUAUUCCUCCUCAUUUGAACCAUAUCGGUGACGAUCUUAGUCGGGGAUUGUUAAUGUUCGCCGAGGGAAAACCUCUUGGCGAGCGGGGACUUCGUUGGCUAAAAAUUCAUCUCUCUAACUUGUAUGGAUAUGACAAGGCCAACUUCGAUGAGCGAGAGCAAUUCGUCAUGGAUCGGCUAGACGAAGUCUUCGACAGCGCUACCAAGCCUUUAACUGGCUCCCGUUGGUGGACAUAUGCUGACGACCCUUGGCAGUGCUUGGCAACUUGCAUGGAACUUCACGCUGCACUCACAUCCGAAAAUCCUACGGAAUACCUGUCUUCGCAACCUGUGCACCAGGAUGGCACGUGUAACGGUCUGCAGCACUAUGCUGCCCUUGGUGGUGAUUCGCGUGGUGCCCAACAGGUCAACCUUGCUGCUGGUGAUCGUCCCUCCGAUGUGUACACAUAUGUCGGAAACAUGGUGGAAACGAUUUUGGCUCGGGAUGCAGCUGCCGGAGAACCACUUGCAGACAUACUGAAGGGCAAGAUUUCCAGGAAGAUCGUGAAACAGACCGUCAUGACGACGGUAUAUGGAGUUACCUACGUCGGCGCUCGUGAGCAGAUCGAGAAACAGCUGAGGAACGUCGAGAGUCUGAAGAACGAGGACACCUGGACUUUGUCGGCUUAUCUCGCUAAAGUGGUGCUGGCGUGUAUUGGAGAUCUUUUCAGUGGUGCCAAAGAUAUCCAAAACUGGCUAAACUUGUGCGCUCGGCUUAUCUCUCGAUCCAUUCCCGAAGACCGCCUACCCGAGGCUUUGGAAGAAUACAACAAUAAGCGAGCGAACCCUUCAAAAGUGCUCCCCGCGGAACAGAUCAAGAAGGAGCUGAUGACUUCUGUCGUUUGGACUACACCCCUCGGACUGCCCAUAGUCCAGCCAUACCGGAAGACGAAGCGAAAGCAAGUUAUGACUGCCGUGCAGACGGUGUAUAUUUCCGACCCCCUCAGUCCUGCUGAAGUCAAUUCACUCAAGCAAGCUUCUGCUUUCCCACCCAACUUCAUCCACAGUCUGGAUGCGACUCAUAUGAUGUUGUCUGCUUUGGAAUGUCAACGACAAGGCUUAACUUUCGCUGCUGUUCAUGACUCGUAUUGGACGCACGCUUCGAGCAUCGAUCAGAUGUCUGUGAUCAUCCGAGAUACAUUCAUUGCUCUGCAUCAAUCCGAUGUGCUUGGCAAACUUCGUGAAGAGUUUGUUGAGCGUUAUAAGGGUUAUAAGAUUCCUCUCAUCAGUCUGCGCGGCGGCCAGAUGGGCAAGCUUCUCCGUAAUGCGGGUGCCUCGCUCAAAGUCACUGCAGAACAAGCACAGGAAUAUUCUAUGCUGGGAUCACUGAUGGAGGUCACCGAAGAGGGCUCGACAUUUACACAUUCAGCUACAACUGCAGAGGCUGAGGAAGUGAACAGCCGACUAGAUGAGAUCGAGGAGACCCUGGUAGACGAGGAUGAGGAGGACGUGGAUAUUGAGGAUUUCUCAGAGGAUGGAGCUGAACUAUCCGACCGUCAAAAGAAGCUGAAGAAACGGAAAGCUAUAAACGAAAAAGAGGCGCUGAAAUUGGUGGGCAAGUUUGUGGACCUUGUCGACCUCCUUCCGCCUGUCCCGAAAAAAGGUGACUUCAGAGUAGAGGCGAUCAAGGCGUCGCAAUAUUUCUUCUCAUAGGCAUCGCGCAUUUCACCCACCCCACUUCAUCACCAUCCGGUCCUUGGUGGCCUUCACGUCGUUAUCUUAUUGCAACUUUCACUUCAUAUUUGGUUUUCGAUGCACCAUCAUUGCUUAAUGUAUCAAUAAGUACAGUACCCUAUAUAUUAGACCUAGAGGAGAACAUAUUAGGAGUUUAAACGAACACGGGGGUACCACUGAGAAAACCAUUGAUGAGGCUCUUGGAAGACAA
Molecule: messenger RNA, 4323 nt
Organism: Desarmillaria tabescens
Lineage: Eukaryota; Fungi; Basidiomycota; Agaricomycetes; Agaricales; Physalacriaceae
Product: DNA/RNA polymerase
Exons: 11
Coding region: 123-4091 (1322 amino acids)
Biological process (GO): mitochondrial transcription
Cellular component (GO): mitochondrial DNA-directed RNA polymerase complex
Molecular function (GO): DNA-directed RNA polymerase activity; mitochondrial promoter sequence-specific DNA binding; protein binding
Source: RefSeq, a predicted model, not a curated record